Aspergillus aculeatinus CBS 121060 is the source of this 869-nucleotide messenger RNA. RefSeq lists its product as uncharacterized. The coding region runs from base 105 to 644 and encodes 179 amino acids. The record is from RefSeq and is a predicted model, not a curated record. The transcript has a single exon. Lineage: Eukaryota; Fungi; Ascomycota; Eurotiomycetes; Eurotiales; Aspergillaceae.
ACGUCCCCGUAGGGACAAUACCUCCGUACUUUUGCCUGCCUUAUCUCAAAGAUCUCAUUAUCUAGUAAACAAUAACUCAUGGACUAGGUAUUGACCUUUCCCAAAUGGCACUCAAAAUUCUUCCGGGUCGCCAUUCCUUCCUCUCUAGGCGGGUAAACCUUCAGGUCAGGCGGGGUCGUGGGGGUGGGUUCCAGAUCACAGCCCAGACAGCCGAGUUUAUCCUAUCAGACCCAGGGGAACCGCCACGGCCACGAUAUCAACCGCGGGGAGCUUUUCUCCGUCGGCUCUACCGACCACCUCCUUGCCCUUGCCCUACGUAUCAUCGGUCCUGCGAUCCCUGCGAUAAGCUCACAUCGGCGUUAAGACAAUUUACUAUGCGGUCGAUGAAUCACAUCCAGUGCAUCUGGUAUUGUUUUAUCGUCAAAAGGUCAAUGGACAGGCGUUUUCAGUCUCACGUUCUCCUGCGGCAAUGUGACUGUGAUAUCCAUUCUAGUGGACCAAAUUGGGGUUGCACCCCCCUUCUCCUCCUCCCUCCCCAGACCCCUCGGGGUUGGGGCUAUCUGCGAUCUACAGAACUGCCCAGACGGCUUGGUGCAUGGAUGUGUUCCGAUUUCCCGGAUAUUCAUCCUAAUUACGAAUUUUAAUGUUUUUGCCCUUGCCCUGAGCAUACUCGCUUUUGACUCUUCGGUCCCUCAACCUGGCCUUUCGUCAUAGAUCAUAACUAGUACAAGUAUAUUCUCGAGAGAAGUACGUGAGUACCCACAUUCCCCUCUCAAAUACUAACCCCAGCGGCCCAUUGACCCUUACAUACCAAGAACCACACCCUGGUGUGAGAGAGCGGAAACUAUCAGCCGGCGAUUGCGUCGAGA